UGGUCGAUAUUGGAGGAGAAGCCGGGGAGAGCUGCAGUGAACAGGCCCUCUCCUGGCUUACACCUCUCCACACACUCCAUCACCUCAGGGCAUUCAGUGUAGCUCCACCUCCUCCUGAGGUCUACAGAGAGUGCUCGCUGAUAUCUAACACACCCUGCAGCCAUUAUUCCAGUGUGAAAGUCACAAACACACACACGCACAAAUCUACUACUCCAAGCAAACAUACAAAAAGGCCCUUCCUCUUUAAAUACAUUACACUCCCCAGUAGAAUCAUGCUGAGCAAGGAGAUCUUCCAGAGGCUGAGGUUGCCAGAUCUGGAUGAUGUUCGUCAGUACGUCAGGAGCGUCCCUGCCCCCGUGCUGGUUAGUGUGGGGGCAGUUGCUGCUGCGACCGCAUACUACCUGGCAACACGCCCCAAGGCACUCCCAUCAGUCUGUGACCUCCACAUGCAGUCAGUUGAGGUUCCGGGCGGAGAUUUUGCACGCAGAUCAACUCUUCUGAACGGAGCUGCUCACUUGUCUCAUGUGUACGAUGACGGCAGGACGAUGUACGAGUUCUUCCUCAGAGGAGCCCGAGUCUCCAAUAAUGGUGCCUGUUUGGGCUCCAGGAAACCAAAACAGCCCUAUGAAUGGAUCUCAUAUGGAGAGGUCAAGGAGCGAGCAGAGAAUCUGGGUUCCGCAUUUGUUCACAAAGGACACUCCAAGACCACCGACCCCCACAUCGGCAUCUUCUCUCAGAACAGACCCGAGUGGACCAUCACUGAGCUGGCCUGUUACACAUAUUCACUGGUGUCAGUCCCUCUGUAUGACACCCUGGGAAGAGAGGCCAUUGCCUACAUUAUGGACAAAGCGUCCAUCUACACGAUUGUGUGUGACGUGGUAGAAAAAGUCAACCUAGUACUUGACUGUGCCAAGAACAGGAAACACACUGUUAAAACCAUCGUUCUAAUGGAGACGCCGAGUCCCGACCUGGUCAGCAGGGGGCGACAGGCUGGAAUCCACAUCCUCAGUCUGCAAGAGAUGGAGGCUAUUGGGAAAGCCAACCAUCACCAACCAGUGCCUCCGCAGCCUGACGACAUGGCAGUCAUCUGCUUUACCAGCGGAACAACAGGAGAUCCAAAGGGAGCUAUGUUGACACACAGAAAUAUUGUGUCCAACUGCUCAUCCUUCAUCAAAUUGACAGAGUCAUACUGUCAGACCACCUCGGAGGAUGUGAUGCUGUCUUAUCUGCCUCUUGCCCACAUGUUUGAGAGGGUGGUGGAGGGAGUGAUGUUAGUCCAUGGAGCCAGGAUCGGCUUUUUCCAGGGAGACAUUCGUCGGCUGACAGACGACCUGAACACACUGAAACCGACUGUGUUUCCUGCGGUGCCCCGAGUCCUCAACAGAAUGUAUGAUAAGAUCUUUGGCAAGGCUAACACCACUUUGGAGCGCUGGCUGCUGGGGUUUGCCUACAGGAGAAAGGAGGCAGAGCUGAAGCAAGGCAUCGUGAGGAGAGACAGUAUCUGGGAUCGACUAAUCUUCAGGAAGGUCCAGGACAGCCUUGGUGGUCGUGUUCGUCUCAUGUUCACAGGAGCCGCUCCCAUCUCUCCUGUUGUUCUCACUUUCCUCAGAGCUGCAAUAGGCUGUCAGUUCUAUGAAGGCUAUGGACAAACCGAGUGCACUGCUGGCUGCACAAUGAACAUCCCAGGAGACUGGAGCGCGGGUCAUGUUGGAGCUCCUCUGCCCUGUAACUCAAUCAAACUUGUGGAUGUGCCUGAGAUGAACUAUCUGGCGGUAAACGGAGAGGGCGAGGUGUGUGUGAAGGGUACCAAUGUGUUCAAGGGCUAUCUGAAGGACCCAGUGAAGACAGCAGAGACUAUUGAUGCAGAUGGAUGGGUUCACACAGGAGACGUUGGAAAAUGGCUUCCAAAUGGUACACUGAAGAUUGUGGACAGGAAGAAGCACAUCUUUAAGCUGGCACAGGGGGAGUACAUUGCUCCUGAAAAGAUCGAAACUAUCUACCUGAGGAGUGAUGCAGUGGCACAGGUCUUUGUGCAUGGAGACAGCCUGCAGGCAUGUCUGGUAGCAGUGGUGGUCCCCGACCAUGACUUCCUAUCUGGCUGGACCAAGAAGACAUUGGGCCUGGAGGGCAACUACCAGGAUCUAUGUGGCAGAGCGGAUGUGAAAGCAGCCAUCUUGGAGGACAUGGUGCGGCUGGGAAAGGAAGGAGGCCUCAAGUCCUUUGAGCAGGUGAGGGCCACCUACAUCCACACCGAGCUGUUCUCAAUCGAGAACGGCCUUCUCACUCCAACGAUGAAGGCCAAGAGGAACGAACUGCGGCAACACUUCAGACCCCAGAUAGAAGAGCUGUACGCUGGGAUCACAAUGUAGAAGGAGCGGGGAGACAACUGAACCAAGAGCUCCUCCAAACUUGUUUUCCGAUGGACAGCAAAGGAAAAAGGGGGAUCGGAGAAGGACAAGGAGGGGGACAAGCUGACGCACACAAGGAAGUAAAAGAAGAGAGUCAUCCACCUGCUCAGUCCUCAGUAACAAGUUAAACAACAGGAAGAGGGUGUCAUGUAGCUUUUAAUGAAACUUGACUCAGAGCAUUCUGAACAGAAACGCACAAAAACUUUGAGGAACAGAGUAGAUUUUAUCUUUAAAAUAAACGAGGCCACUGAUUGAAGGGCUUUGCCGAAGUUAUGUUCAGUUUUCGUCUCCAAUGAUGCAUUUUAAAGGGAAACAGUUCUUCACUGUGGCAUCAGAUAUCUCAGGAAUUCUGUGGCAUGAACCACACAUAGCACCUCACACACACACAGACUCUCACACACACACACACACACACACACACAUUCACACACUUUCUAACUUAAAGGAUGAAGAGGGAACACUUCACUGAGGGUCAGAGUGAUGACUUAUGUCACACAAACACCCUGACACAACAUGAACAUUUCAGGGGUUUUGACAGUUGUUGUCAGAUUGUAUUUCACCAUUUAAGUUUGUUCAAUUGGAGUUGAAAUCCACAUUGGAUGCAUGGAUUAUAACAGUUUUGUUCUUAAGUAUGAGCCAUAUUGAAACUGCACAAACAAACUUAGCUGUUCACGGAGCACAGACACACUCAGGGCGAUAUUUGUAAUUUAUCUAUGUUUAUAACAGGAACAGAGGAGAUGCGUGGAGUCAGGAGUGUCAUAAAAAAGAACAAAUCUGAGAGAAUAGGGAAAUAAAUAUUAGAAAUAAUUAAAAGAAGUAAAUAAGAAUGUUAAAACAAAGAGAAAUUAUACAAUAAUUAAAUGAACAAAUUAGAAACAAAUAAUUACAAGCAUUUUCACAUUUAUAUUUUAAUUAAUAUCUUUUGAAAAAGCAUUGCUUUAUUUUUGCAUAUAAAUGACACUUUCUGUAAAUAUUUUUAGAGAUUUUACUUAUUUGUAUCCUUUUUUACCUUAAUGCAAAAACAAUGGGGAUAUAGAACAAGGGAAAGUAAAGGGAUAAGAGGACAUAAUAUGAAGUUGGUUAAAUAAAUGAGUAAUCAAUAGAUAUAUUUUUAGACUUAAAUAAUUAGAACUGGAAGGAAAUUAAAUAUUUUUAAUAUUUAGUUGUAAUACACAUUGUGCAUUUAUUUAUUAUUUUAUGUAUUUUCCCAUUAAACCUCUUAUUUCACAGAUUUUUUUUUCAUGGCACUGACUCCAUUUCUUGAAUUGUUACAUGUAACUUAUGUUACGUUGAAAAGACACAUUUCUUAAUUUUACUUGCAAUCUCAGUGUAAUGAUCUUGAAAGUUUAUGAUGAAUUUAAUGGAAGUACUUUUAACAGUGUCUCACUAACUGACCUAACUGUUUUUACGAUCAUCUUGGACUUGUUUUGCAAAACUUGAAUAAAAAAUAAUUUUAAAUA
Molecule: messenger RNA, 3868 nt
Organism: Platichthys flesus (European flounder)
Lineage: Eukaryota; Metazoa; Chordata; Actinopteri; Pleuronectiformes; Pleuronectidae
Product: long-chain-fatty-acid--CoA ligase 1-like
Exons: 21
Coding region: 273-2369 (698 amino acids)
Biological process (GO): long-chain fatty-acyl-CoA biosynthetic process; long-chain fatty acid metabolic process; very long-chain fatty acid metabolic process
Cellular component (GO): membrane; endoplasmic reticulum
Molecular function (GO): arachidonate-CoA ligase activity
Source: RefSeq, a predicted model, not a curated record